Molecule: messenger RNA, 1124 nt
Organism: Rhipicephalus sanguineus (brown dog tick)
Lineage: Eukaryota; Metazoa; Arthropoda; Arachnida; Ixodida; Ixodidae
Product: basement membrane-specific heparan sulfate proteoglycan core protein
Source: RefSeq, a predicted model, not a curated record
GCACCUUCAGACAGUGGCAUCUACGUCUGCAAGGCUGCAAACCAUGGAGGGGUGUCUGAAGAGAGGAUUGAAGUUACCGUUGAAGGGAACCGCCAUUCACAUUCCAUUCCAAGCUGGUGGCAGAUGAUAGAGUUGUGACUGCUUCAAUUGGAAAAAGAGCAGAGCUUCGCUGCCACAUUGAAGGAACAUCUCGUCCUCUUCAAAUUGUUUGGUCAAAAGUCUUGCCCGAUGGCAACUUGGCAGAAGUUCCUUCAGACAAUGGCAUUGUGCACUUUGAGCGUGCAGGCAAGUGAUGCAGGCGUCUAUGCUUGCCAGGGCAAAGAAGAUGGUGCUGCCAUACUGGACACCCGUGUUACACUCGCUCUAGUGGCUCCGCCUCGAAUUCAGCUGAACCCGACCCAGCAGACAGUACGUCCAGGCCACCACGUGUACAUCCAAUGCUCGGCCAUCGGGGAGCCGCCCAUCACGUACCAUUGGACAAGGCAGGGUGGGCAGCUGCCUCCAAGCACUGUGCAGAGGGAUGGCCUGCUCGAAUUCCGUGGUAUCUCGAUCUCGGAUGCUGGUCGCUAUAUCUGUACAGCUGCCAAUGCUGCCGGAGAAGCUGAAGGGGUUGCUGAUGUCAGGGUCACAGAGGGUGUUGAAAUCGGAUCACUGCGAAAAGAAGAGACAGCAUUUGUGGGCUCAAACAUAGAGCUGCGCUGUCCACUGACGGGCUCCCCUGAGAGAAUUGAAUGGACAAAAGACACCCAUGCCUUGCCACCAAAUGCUAGACAAGUGAAUGGAGAACUCUGGAUUAAGGACGUGCAACAAAGCAACGAAGGAAGGUACAUCUGCAAUGCCAUGACAGGGGACAGGUUGAGCUCCAGAGACUUCGUCAUCCUUCAUGUCAGAGAUGUUCCUAGCAUCUCAGUGAGGAUUCGGGCCAACAAGGAGGUUGUCCACAUGGGUGAUAGCCUGGACCUUCACUGUGUUGUGACGGGAGAUGGCGCUGCUUCUGUGAAGUGGACCAAGCUCGCAGCUGAUGAUCACUUUGCUGAAAAUGUGCGAGUGCGUGGUGCUGUCCUCUCGGUGAACGGCGUUCGCCCUGAAAAUGGUGGUGUCUACCGCUGCUCUAUUGACAGCCC